Molecule: messenger RNA, 3081 nt
Organism: Pleuronectes platessa (European plaice)
Lineage: Eukaryota; Metazoa; Chordata; Actinopteri; Pleuronectiformes; Pleuronectidae
Product: polymeric immunoglobulin receptor
Exons: 12
Coding region: 83-2161 (692 amino acids)
Cellular component (GO): plasma membrane
Molecular function (GO): transmembrane signaling receptor activity
Source: RefSeq, a predicted model, not a curated record
GAGGAAGCUACUGAAACACAGGAAGUGCAAGAGCAAAGAGGAAACCCAGAGUUGUCAUUAAUUUGGGGACAGUUACGAAGACAUGAAACCAGCGUUGAGAUCAGAAGAGGAAAAGGGACAAAGACGUAAGAGUAGCAUGGACAAGGUUUUCCUCAUUCUGAUUCUUGCAGGAGGAUUCUGGAAAACUGAAGCUGUAACUGUAGAAGGAGAGCUGGGUGGACAUGUCACGAUUACAUGCUCUCACAUUAAUGCACAUAGUAACGUCAAAUAUUUCUGCAAGGCGCCUUGUAAGAAUGAAGACGUCCUAAUAAAGAGCAACGAAAUCAGUAAAGGCAGAUACAGUAUCACAAAUGAAGGAAACACGUUCUACGUGACCAUCUCUCGUCUGAGAGAGAGCGACGCAGGAACCUACCAGUGUCGUAUAGAAAGAGUUGGUUGGGACACAUAUGAAGGAGUCAUCCUCACAGUCGUAAAGGGAAAAACAAAGGACACUGAAGAUGACUUUUCACAAUCAACUAGAGGUGAAGCAUUUACUGCAACUGCAACACGUCCUGCAUCUACUACAACUGCAACACGUCCUCCACUUACUACAAAUGUAGCACGUCCUAAUAAGUCAGAGUCUGGAGGGAAGCUGGUGUACAUCGGAGCAGGCCUCGGGGGGGCUGUGCUGGCUCUGGCGGUGGUGCUGCUGAUCUUCUACAAACAUCAAAAGAAAGAAAUCAGCACCACCUCUGGAACGCACGAGAACACUGACUACUAUGCAUCGCCGUCCAGUCUGAGUGGAAACGGCCACAACAGCAGGGUCCAAUCAGAUGACUUGUUUUACUCCACUAUCAACUUCAACACACACACAGACUGCGGAGGCGUCCCAUGUCGCCCUGCAGAGGUCACAUACUCCACCAUCACACACAUCCCAACGGAGGAAUCAGACUUGUAUUGUAACCUCUCUGUAGGGUCUGUAACAGGAAGUAAAGGAGAAGAUGACAACAUGGCAUGUGUCAACGAACCAGAGUGGCACACGGCAAUUACUGGAGACUCUGUUAGAAUCAACUGCACGUACCGUCCAACUGGAGAGAGCAGCGUCAAACACUUCUACCGAGAAAAUCCAGACUCUGGUGGGACAGAUUUGAUUUCAACGCACACUUCGCACAAGACUAUGAAAGACAGGUUUUCUUUGACAGACCAUAAAGAGCAGGGCGUCUACACUGUGAUGAUAUUCAGGUUGAGGCAGGAGGAUACUGGAAGAUACCGGUGUGCUAAGAGAACAGUUAAUGACAACUUCACAUGUUUGACUCUGAUCCAUCUCCAUAUCGUGGACACAAAUAAAACACCAAAAGGGACUCAUACCGAUGAAGCUGCACAAAUUGAAUGUCCCUACCCAGUCUCCCAUAAGAACAAUAUAAAAUACCUGUGCAAGGGGGAGAUUCCUCUCAACUGUGUGGAGUUAAUACAGACAACAAAAGGUGAAAUAAAUGGGGUUAAAGGCAAGUUCUCUAUACGGGACAACCAAAGAUUGAGUCACUUCACUGUGCACAUUCGAAAUCUGAGCAGAGCCGACUCUGGAACGUACUGGUGUGGCUCAGACAGAAAAUGGCACAAUGCUUCUUACACCAAAAUCAACCUUUUCAUAGACGAAAGACACAUCAAAACCAAAAAAUCUGGACCUCAGCAGACAACAGCAGCACCAUCUUCAACAACAACCCUCCAUGACCCAUCAUUCUCUGGCAGGAUUAUUGGCGCUACGGUAGCGUGUCUGGCGUUGUUGGUGACAGUUGGGAUCGUGCUGAUAGUGUUCAUACCUAAACUCUGCAGGACACAAGAGGGCUCCACAAUGCAGAGCGCAAAUGUUGGACGAAACUCAGAGGAAAAUCACAAUGAUCGAGUGUAUGAGGAUAUAAAGGAACUGAGCCAGGGGCCAAGCUCUGGAGAUCAAACUCUAUCUGCUUAUGCCUUCGUCGAGCUCCCUGCAGAGCAGCUCCACUAUGCCAGUGUCAGUUUCCAGCAGGAAGCUGUCACAGUCUCCACAGACAGAAAUCCACAUCCUGACACUGAUCAAAAUGUUUCCUUGGCCUGUGAAUACUCAUCUGUCAGAAUGACUCAGGAUGGCACCCAUCCUCCUACUCUCUACUCUACAGUCAAAAACCCUGAGGAACUUUCAUAGAGUCAGUGUUUUAAUGUUUAAGAUAUUUACAUUGGUAAAUGCAGUGGAGGAUUUACAUAUUUUGUGUGGAGAAACAUUCUGCAGCUUUUAUUUGAUUACAUCUUUGGCGACAUUUUUGAGUGAUGGACAAUGCUAUUUGGCACGUUUUAUAUAUCUGGUCUGCAUAUAAUAUUUACAAAAAUUACACAGUCUGUAAUUUUCAGCAAAGAUCUGUUUAUUGCAUAUUACUUCCUCAGCUUUACUUAAGGAGACCCACAGAUGUUGUACAGGGUACUACACAUAUUAUAACUUAGGUCAUCCUUCCAGUCAGAAAGUAUAUGCAGCAUUUUAUCCACAGGGUCACAGGAAUUACCACAGCAAAGAAGAAAGUUACUGGUUGUGGUUGUAUUGACUCAGAGUCAGCGGAUUGAUGCAUGCACAGAUCAUAAUGAAGGUUCGUAGACAUACAGUAUAUUGUAUCUUCGAUUCAACUCAUUUGACUUAUAGGAUGAAAGACUAUUAAUAAUUGAUUUGCAUCUAUCCUGUGUGAAAGAAUUAUAAUAUUAUCUGGGUAUUUUAAUGAUUUAUAAUUUAGACAUAGUUCUUGAUUUGCCCCAUCACUGAUUUAUUGGUAUCUAGUGUAAAGCAUUAUUGAAUAUUGUUUAAUGGAGUUUAAAUUGUCCAUAUUCACAUUUUUUGAGAGACUGAAAAAUCCCAGUUAUUUCAUGUUCAUCUUGCUUUGCUCUGCAGCGCCAUCGUGUGGCUGAUUCUGUGACCAGUGCAGCGGUUGGCUAUAUAGUGACUAUUUUCACAUUUAUUUAUCAGUUUCUCCUCGUGUUAAUUGUUGUUGUUGCAAAAGUUUAAAACAGUCAUUUCACACUGUGAAAAUUAAAUAAUCGUUGCUGCUAGUGUAAAUCGGAAAUUAAAAAAAUAAAAACACA